AGAAAAACGCUCCUGGCUGCUUUAUCCACUGUGCUGGCUAGCUUUAACCCUGGGGAGCCAGUGUAGAGUAAGCGUGCCGGCUGCGCGCGCGCUACAGUUUCAUCAUCAUCAGCUGCGCCAGUUUGGUAACGCACAAGUUAUCGAAAUAGAGCAAACUUAAGGUUCAUAAAUGGGAUUAAGUUAAAAAAGAAAACAAGUUUAAUGUGGCUUUUUAUUUAUUUAUUUAUUUAUUGGACGACAUCAACGUGGACUUCUCGAUUUGGAUCAAGAGCUGAUUUCUGAGGCGGCGGGGCAAAAAUGGGUUACCCAACUCCAGCGAGAAGCUGUAAAAUAAGGAACCAUCAUGCUGCUUCCGGCAAAUAAACAUUUUCCACAGACAGAAUUACUAUUAUUAUUAUUAUUAUUGCCAUAAUAGCCCAGGUUACUACGUAUUUUUCAGCAAAGGACAAAACACCGGGAGCAUCUGUCACUUUUCACAUUCGAGACACUAACGGUCUUUUUUUUUUUUUUAGAGGAGAGUCAUUAGAAAGAAGCACCUCAGCAUAGGGAAGCAGAAAGGAGAUGACUACCGGUACUGUUCUUCUGCUCCUCAUUCUCUCUCUAACAAGUAGCCAGGCAGAGAAUGCAGAGGAGCGCCUGGUGAACUACCUGUUAAGUCCAGAGCGCUACAAUAAACUGAUCAGGCCAGCUGUCAAUAAAAGCCAACAGGUCACCAUCUCCAUACAGGUGUCUUUGUCUCAGCUCAUCAGCGUGAAUGAGAGAGAACAGAUAAUGACGACCAACCUGUGGCUGUGUCAGGAAUGGAACGACUACAGGUUGAGAUGGGACCCUGAAAAAUAUGAAGGUAUCAAGAAAUUGCGAAUACCCUCCAAACUUAUCUGGCUUCCUGAUAUAGUGCUCUACAACAAUGCUGACGGCGUGUACGAGGUGUCCUUCUAUUGCAAUGCUGUGGUCUCAAACACAGGGGACAUCUUCUGGCUCCCUCCGGCAAUCUACAAGUCGGCCUGUGCCAUCGAGGUGCAGAACUUCCCUUUUGACCAACAGAACUGCACUCUCAAGUUCCGCUCUUGGACCUACGACCACACAGAAUUAGACCUUAUCCUCACCAGUGAUUUCGCCAGCCGUGAUGACUUUACCCCAAGCGGAGAGUGGGACAUUGUCUCACUUCCGGCACGGAAAAACGAGGACCCCAAAGACAUCACCUACCUGGACAUCACCUAUGAUUUUGUCAUCAAGAGGAAGCCUCUUUUUUAUACCAUCAAUCUGAUCAUCCCCUGUGUGCUGAUCACAUCAUUGGCCAUCCUGGUGUUCUACCUGCCAUCAGACUGUAGGGAGAAGAUGACGCUAUGCAUCUCAGUGCUGCUGGCACUCACUGUGUUCCUGCUGCUCAUAUCAAAGAUAGUGCCACCUACCUCUCUAGCAGUGCCACUCAUAGGUAAAUACUUGAUGUUCACCAUGGUGCUGGUCACAUUCUCGAUUGUAAGCACUGUCUGCGUUCUCAACGUGCACCAUCGCUCACCUUCCACUCACUUCAUGCCUGACUGGGUCAAACGGCUCUUCUUAGUCCGCCUACCUACCUUCCUCCUCAUGAGGCGUCCAGGCUCUUCCAAUGUUCGUGAUAAACUCCGCCAGAAGUACGCCAAUAAGAGUAUCAUCUCUAAAACUAACACCCAAAGCAGCACAGACAAAAGGCAGCACUCCAACAUCAGACUUGGUGGGAUCCGAACUGAUGCCGACUCUUUCUACAUGAAUGAGGAUUUGGCGCACAAGUGUUGCUGGACGGCUAGUGAAAUUCCAGAGGGUGGUGGCGGUUUUUCAGACUUUCAGAGGCCUUUGGCCAAUCAAUUAGAUGCUGAUUUGGAGGAGGCAGUGGAUGGAGUGAGAUACAUAGCUGAACACAUGAAGACAGAAGAUGACGAUGAAGGGAUCAUAGAAGACUGGAAGUACGUAGCAAUGGUGAUAGACCGUCUGUUCCUGUGGAUCUUCAUCUUGGUGUGUGUGGUGGGAACUCUGGGACUUUUCAUGCAGCCCCUGUUCCAGAGCUAUAACACGCCCACUGCUGAUGACACAGAGUAUGGAGAUUUCUAGGUUUUCUCUGACUGCAACUUUGCUAUGAUCUGCUCCUGUUGGUUGAAUCUGACACAAAACCAUCCAGUGAUGGACUUCAAAUGAAGACAGAAUCAAACCAGUUGCUAAAUGAAUGGCUCGGUGUGUCUCCACCUUCAUCAAAGAAACUCCAGCCUCAUCAAAACCAUGACAUCGCUGAGCAGAUUCUGUCAAGAUGAUGAAGACAGUGUCUGUGCACAGUUCUUGCAGAAAAUUGUAUAAUGUAAAAAAGCAAAAACACAAAACUGAGGAAGAAUAUUAAUGAUUUGCAGUCUGUGUUUCAUUUUAAGCUCACUGCACUGCUGAUGAAAGUGUUUGAGGUUUUAUCUGUCUGUGCAGCGGAGAGUGACUGUUUCCUUCCAUGUUGCAGCUCCAAUGAAGCCUGCUCUCCUCUCCAGCAUCGUUGAUAUGAAAAUUACACGUACAUUUACAAUAGUAGUACAAAAGUGGAAUAUAAUUUCUUUUUUCUCUACACCAAGAUUUACUGUAACAAGGGGGAGGAUUUUGUUCUAUCCACCGUUUGUCUUUGUGAAAGUAUUAAUGCACCACUUCUCUUUCUGCCUUUUCUUGUUCUGCUUCAGAGGAUUGUGCUUUGUUUCCACAACCCACCUCCCAAGUAGUGUUGUAACUCUAAUGCAUCGUCUUAUUUUGAAAAAUGCCUGCUCUGCUCUUGGUUUCUCUCACUGUUUUUCUCACAUGCUUGGGUAUUCUCUCCUUGUCUGUCUUUUUAUUCCACAAUCACAAGGCCUGUCAGAAGAAAAGGAAUAGUUUGGGAAAAACUGAAAAAAAAAUGACAUAAAUAUUGAUAGAAGUCUUGAAAAUAUAGAUGAAAUUUCAAAUAGAUGUGACAGACUUGAUUCGGUGCAGUACACAUCACACAUCUUACUGUAUAUGAAAAAAGAAGAUGAAUUCCAGCUCUGUGUCUGUGUCCUUCUCCAACAGCUCAUUUCCAGCCAUCACUUUUACAACUGCCUUAAACUGUUGUUGGAUAUCAGAAGGUUAAAAAACUGUAGCCGCACCAUGUCACAUGUUAAUGAUCUG
Molecule: messenger RNA, 3147 nt
Organism: Archocentrus centrarchus (flier cichlid)
Lineage: Eukaryota; Metazoa; Chordata; Actinopteri; Cichliformes; Cichlidae
Product: neuronal acetylcholine receptor subunit beta-2-like
Exons: 8
Coding region: 562-2088 (508 amino acids)
Biological process (GO): monoatomic ion transmembrane transport
Cellular component (GO): postsynaptic membrane
Molecular function (GO): transmembrane signaling receptor activity; acetylcholine-gated monoatomic cation-selective channel activity
Source: RefSeq, a predicted model, not a curated record